CUUUAUCACACACACUCACACAGUCGCAUUUUCGCAUUAGAAAAAAACACAAAACAAAACAAAAGGCUGCAGUUGAGUCCCCUGAUAUUUUAUUUCCGAUUUACAAUCAACCAGCAUCGCGGAGGCCGGGAAACAAGCAUUACGGAAACCAGGAAUCCGACAAGGGGAAACACCCGCAGCCUGGCAGCACCGAGUCGGCCGACACACAGCGGACGGAAUAAUUUGCGUCUCAAUCCGCAUCCGCCGAAGCGUCUGAGAAUAGUUCCAGUGUCUGGUUUAUUGAAACACCUGCUCCAGCUUCCGCAGCUCGGCCGCAGCCAUGGUGGAGCCAAUUUUCGAGUACCAAUUUCGGAUGAUCCUCAUUGGCGACAGCACCGUGGGCAAGAGUUCGCUGCUCACGUUCUUCACAGACGGCAAGUUUGCCGAGCUCUCCGAUCCCACAGUCGGAGUGGACUUUUUUGCCCGCCUCAUCGAGAUGAAGGACGGUACACAGAUCAAACUUCAGCUAUGGGACACCGCCGGUCAGGAGCGCUUCCGGUCGAUCACAAAGUCCUAUUACCGCAACUCGGUGGGUGUCCUGCUGGUGUACGACAUAUCCAACCAUGCCAGCUUUGAGCACGUACCGCUCUGGAUGAUGGAAGCCCAGCGUCACAUUGAGCCCCAUCGACCCGUAUUCGCGCUGGUUGGCUGCAAGCUGGAUCUGAUCAAUGCCGGCGGCCACCGAGAGGUAACCACGGAGGAAGCCCAGAAGUUUGCCAAGCAGUAUGGCCUGCAUUUUGUUGAGACAUCGGCCAGAACGGGCGCCAAUGUGGAGGAGGCCUUCCGCAUGGUCACCCAGGAGGUGUACGCCCGCAUUCGGUCCGGGGAGUACAAGGCCGAGGAUGGCUGGGAUGGCAUCAAGUCGGGCUUCGCGAGGCCCAACAGUCUCGACUUUAAUCUCGUGGUGGCCGAGCCGGAGAAUUCGUCCUGUUGUUGAUUACCCCUGUCCCUGUCAAUAUCACUGUCGCUGUUCCAGUCCCUGUCCCGUCAUUCAUUACGUCUCCCCUUGUACAUUUAUGUGUACCUUAUCGGUGAGUCCAGGUCCAGGCCACAACUCUGUCCCCAUCCCCCUGCCCAUACCCACUUUGUUGACUCUUAUAAUCUUGUUUAAUGGCCUAGUUUAGCUGAAACCAAACCAACCAAAACAUUUAUACAGUACUCUUAGUUUCGCUCCUAAGUUAAUGUUAGUUAGUUGACUCACGGGAAUUGGUCAAAACACCUUUAGUUCCGAAAUUGGUUAAACAAAUUUUUUGUUUUUUGUUAGUUUAUUUUUUUUACCCCUUUGAUUGGCAGCGAGUCACACGAGAGAUACGUAGUUUCCGAGUUGCUGUGCUCCUAACUCAUACAUCGCAUAACUCUACAUAUAAAUGACCGGAAAACCUAUACUAAUACUUGAACUUGAAAUAUAAACGUUUUUAUUAAUACGAAA
This is a messenger RNA of Drosophila kikkawai, 1468 nucleotides long. It is a transcript of the gene Rab39, whose product is annotated as RAS oncogene family member Rab39. Gene Ontology annotation, biological process: vesicle-mediated transport; Rab protein signal transduction. Lineage: Eukaryota; Metazoa; Arthropoda; Insecta; Diptera; Drosophilidae. Gene Ontology annotation, cellular component: Golgi apparatus. Gene Ontology annotation, molecular function: GTPase activity; GTP binding. The record is from RefSeq and is a predicted model, not a curated record.